Molecule: messenger RNA, 471 nt
Organism: Colletotrichum acutatum
Lineage: Eukaryota; Fungi; Ascomycota; Sordariomycetes; Glomerellales; Glomerellaceae
Exons: 1
Coding region: 1-471 (156 amino acids)
Source: RefSeq, a predicted model, not a curated record
AUGUUCACACUGCGGAUACCAGCACCAGCCCAGAGCCGCUUGCUACUCCGUACACCAUGCAGAGCAGCAGCACUUCCCUUCCCGGCCAUGGCCCGUCGUCUAUGGGCCCUGGAAGUUGAACCCGAAGUCCGACUUUUCUCGUGCCGUGCCCACCCCUCAACUCUCUCCACCAUCCUAACAGACGCCAUUUCCAUGAGCCAACGAAACCACCUCUUCGCUCUACUCUGGAGCCCAAGUUCCAACGCCCGGCCGCCGUUGCCAAGCCCCGGUCUUGUGACAACCUCUGACCCUCAUCCUAGCAAGCCCUUCGGAGGUCAUCGCCGUCUCAACCCGCGCAUUCGACCUUGGCUCCGCUCUCCGCGAGCCCGGUGUCUCUUGCUCGACUCUCGCCGUGGGCCGCUAGUCCUUCCCGAGGCACAGUCACGCAAUCCUGGUUCUUAUGCCUGUUCCCCAGCCAUAUCUCAUACUUGA